This is a messenger RNA of Acaulospora morrowiae, 276 nucleotides long. The record is from the annotation of a GenBank genome assembly. Lineage: Eukaryota; Fungi; Glomeromycota; Glomeromycetes; Diversisporales; Acaulosporaceae.
AUGAAAUCCACAGAAAAAGAACAUAUGCGGCAAAUAAUAUUUUGCGAUAGUAGUAUCAAGAAACCGGGAAAAAUUAUGUGCGUUGAACAUAAUUUAACGAGUGAAUAUAAGAAGUCUCAAUCUUCGAUAAUAUCUUCUAUGGCUCCUACAAAUAAAAAUGAAAUUCAAAAAAGUUGGAAAUAUUUCACUUCUACCAACAGUUCGUCGCAGGAAAAACGUUCAUUUAAACAAGAUCGUUGUCCGCGAUUCGAGUCGCUUAAAUUGUAUUCUCAAUAG